AUGGAGGAGGUUCUUCAUACAGUGAAACUGGCUUUAUCAGUUGCUGUUGUGGGGGUUCUAAGCUGGAUACUCUAUGUAUAUGGUAGUUUGUGGCAUGAGUCUCAAAGGGUGAGAAAGAGGAUUCAAAUGCAAGGAAUAAGAGGGCCUUCACCUUCUUUUCUACAUGGGAAUCUGCCUGAUAUGCAGAGAAUUCAAACUCAGGCUAGCCUAGCCAAAGCUUCCACUUCCAACUCCAACCAUUCUGAUCAGUUUCUGGCCCAUGACUACACUUCAACCCUCUUCCCCUAUUUUGAACACUGGAGGAAACAAUAUGGUACCCUUCUCUUCUUCUUCUUCUUCUCUUACUUUUGGUCUCAUUAA
Molecule: messenger RNA, 360 nt
Organism: Sphenostylis stenocarpa
Lineage: Eukaryota; Viridiplantae; Streptophyta; Magnoliopsida; Fabales; Fabaceae
Source: the annotation of a GenBank genome assembly